AGCGAGGUAUGGGAAAAUGACCCAUCGCGCCGAAGGAAGCGGGGUCCAGCCGUCAGAAAUGCCUCUGGCUGGACGGCUGGCCCUCUCCGCUGCCGCCUUGCUCUUGCUGAUGUUGGCAUACCGGUAUUACAAGUCUCGGGUGUCCCCUGGCACCACCGGAGCCCACGCUGCUGAUGCCAGCGCCGGGGCAGAGCAAAGAGAAUGGCAGGCUCGCAGCAGGAUGGAAAACGAAGCAGCGCCGGGGCUGAGGCACAGAGGUGGCCGGAGCAGGAAGACAGAGCCAUGCUGCCCAGGGACCAAUCAGCUGCCACAGGUGGGUAGACGUGGAGUAGCGGAAGAGCGUGGGCAGGCUUGGAAACCCGCUGGCAGAGAGCUGCGUGCCCCGAGAGAAGCAGAGGCCGAAGAGAAACAGGAGGCAGGGCACGUGAGCCAUCUGGAAACCGGAUUGCAGGGGGAGGAACAAGGUGGGAUGUCAGAAGACGGGACCAAGGAAAGGUUCUGCGCCAUCCAGAGCUGUGGUAGUAAAGUUGGGGCUGAUUCGGGCGAUUCAGGAAGUAGCUUCAGAGCUCUAGAUCUACUCCACCCAGAGGGCGAGCCCUGCGGUUCGUACGGCAGCCAGAUGGGGCCUGGCUGGGAUGUUGCCUCUGUGGAAGCUGAAUCCAGCUGUGCCAAGACGGUGGAGAGAGAGGCCCACCCCACGGAUGGGAGUGAAACUGGUUUGAGAAGAGGACAAGGCCCGGAAAAAGACAGGAGGGGGCAGGUUGAGGAGAGCCAGUAUGGACAGGAGAGGAUCCAGGCAUUCUGUGCCACCAGUGACAUGGGCUUGUCAAUCCACCAGCGCCAUGUGCAAUCUCACGUGGCAUAUGCGUUCUCCUCGGUGGCCAAAGUUCAGGUGGAGGAGAACUUCAUCAAAGAGAGGAACCCCAAAGAGCAAAACCCAGCUCAAGACACUCACCUGAGAGGCAAAGUCUAUGACUACUAUGUUCAGUCUACCUCCCAAUCCAUCAUGAAUAAAAACACCCUCGCUACCAACCUGGAUCCCCAACAAUCCUGCCCCCUCUCUGCUACCAACAUACUCAAUGUUUCCAAGGAGUGUUUGGCUGAGGAACCUGUCCACUCUUCAGGGACAGAAAAUGAAGCUGACAAGCUUAUUUUGGAGAAGGUUCCAGACGUAUCUUCUAACGUUCUCCUUAGUCCUGCAAAAGCCAUCCCACCUGAGGACGAAAGAGGGGUUGUUGCUGUUGAAGAAGCCAUCUUCCCAAAACCUUCGGUGGCCAGACGUAGCUUGAGCCGGAAAGAGAGCUUCCACAAAAUUGUAGAUAAUCCAGAGUUCCAGGUGCCAAUGGAAGGUUUUGGUUCUCCAGCAAUGGGACCCUCAAGUGGCGACACCCUGCCUCCAGCUCUUCUUCACUCUGACUCUGCUUCAUCUCUGGUGCAAAAUCUCCAGAGCACCAGAAGAGAAGAGCCAGUGGUGGAGCUUGUGGCGGGUGCUAAAUUUUUCCAUGUCCCGCUGAGCUCCGAAUCCUGCCUGGAUGUGCGCUUAGAUCUGGGGAACUGCUAUGAGGUCUUGUGCAUGGCCAAGAAGCAGCAACUGAAGGAUCUGCAAGAAGCAGCCUAUAAGGUCAUGAGUGACAACUAUCUCCAAGUGCUGAAGACCCAGGCCAUCUACCGCCAACUCAAUGCUGCGGAGAGGGACUUAAUCCUACAGAAGAGGAUGCAGGGCAAGAAAUACAUGACUGUGGCAGACAUCAGUUCCCACGCAAGUAGACUCUGUUACUACGAUGAUCAGAAGGACACUUGGUUUCCAUUAACACACAUACCUGUUGAAGCCAUCUCCAGGGCCUGUGCCAUCUGCAGCAUGUUCAACUACCUCUUUGUAGUGGCUGGCUGCAAAGGGCAUGGAUGGCAUCAGAAGCCAUCCAACCGUGUCUUCUGCUACAAUCCCUUGACCAACAUCUGGCAGGAGAUCUGUCCACUCAACCAGGCCAGACCCCACUGUAAGUUAGUUGCCCUAGAUGGUUGUCUCUAUGCCAUUGGUGGAGAAUGCCUCUAUACAGUGGAACGAUACGACCCACGCCUGGAUCGUUGGACGUUUGCUGCUCCUCUACCCAACGACACCUUUGCCGUGGCCCACACGGCCACCGUCUGCGACGGGGAGAUCUGUGUCACAGGAGGCACUUUGAGGUACAUGCUGCUGAGGUACGUUGGACGGACAGACACCUGGAAAGUCAGUCUCACUGGAGGAAGUCAGGACAGGACAACCGAGAUGGUGAGCGUCGACGGCUUCAUCUACCGCUUCGACCUCAACCAGAGGAUGGGCAUCAGCGUCUAUCGCUGCAGUGCCAAGGCCAAGCUGUGGUAUGAGUGUGCCACCCACCCAAUGCCGUUCCCACCUUGCUUCCAGUGUGCUGUCAUCGGAAACCUCGUCUACUGCGUCAACCGGCAGUUCAACAUCCGUUUCCUGGCCGACUUGGUGUCUCCACGAUUUGGGACCAAAAAGCUGGAAAACUUCCCUUCUCCAAGAGGAACGCUUAUCCCGGUUAUCCUGACAUUGCCAGAGGGGGACACAGCACCCCAGACGAGGGUUUGAACGAUGCCCUUUGGAGCGAUGAGGCAAACCUGCUCUCACCAAGGACCAUCUCCUGGUUUACCUCUCCGCCCACCAAGAAACAGAGGCCGGUUGGGGCUACCUCUUUCUCCUAAAAUACUUAAUCCUUGUAAAUUUGCAUACAAAUUAACUGCAGCCUUCCAGGUCUUGGAGCAUGGCCAGAAGCGAGUAGAAAUGUAGGCCAAUUCCAUACAACCAGGACGGUGGGACUCUGCACCGUGUUAUCUCCCGUUGGUCUCUUGAUUUAAGAUUAAGUAAUUCCAUGUUCUCCGACUGGGACUGAUCUCGGGAUCUUAGUUAUUGAUAGCCUGUAGGGGAAGGGAAGUUCAGAUCAAUCUCAUCAGAGCAGAGAGCUUAUUCCACCCACUAUCCUACCAACGAAGGGGCUCUGGGAAGCCAGAGACCAUCCAGAUGUGAUCCCAAUAAUAUUUCUUCAUAUCUCCAGCCACUGAUAAUUGGAGGAGAUAUGAAGAAAUAUUAUUAAAGGAGAUAUGAACCUCCUUUAGGCCUGGAGGUUCUACUCCAAGACACAACCUUCUUCCAUAAACGUGUCCAAUCCCCUUUUUAUCGUAUUCUAGGCUGGUGGUUUUCAUGGCAUCCUAUGUGGAGGAUUUCACACCUUAAUCGUUUAUUUCUGUGGCUCUGUUUCUCCCCCUUAAUUACCUUUUCUCAAUCCUGCCUCUGCUGUCAUUCAGUUGAACUGGGAGAUCUAGUUUAGCAAAGGAGGAGAAAAUAAUGUAUAUUUUCAUCCACGGGCCAUCAGCUCCUGGAAGAUGGGGACGCUUUGUGGGAACCCCACAGUGCCAGCAUCCCGACGGAUUCAUCCUUACCUGUUUUAGUGGAGGAGUUAGCUCCAUCCACACGUGCCGUUGCAGGAAAUAGUAACCCAGAGGUUACUAAACCUUUGCCUGGUGCAGAUCGUCUUUCUCCCGUCUCCUCCUGAACUUAUGGACCUCUCACUUCCUUCACAGAAGCCUGCAGUGUUUGACAUCAUUCUGUUGCUGGCAGGUGGGCUGACGGGAACGAGCAUCCCGUGACGUCACGGAAAGUCAGCCAAUAGCAGCUCCGGUGGCAAAUCACAACGAACUGUAGAGUCCUAAUGCUGCUAAAUAAUUCAUCGGUCGUUUUUCAGGGUUUGGCUGUGCGAGUAAAGUAAACAGCAGCAAAAGGCCUUUGAAAACUCUGCCUCGUAUAUGUUAAUCUGCUUUUCCCCCCCUUGUUUAUUUUUUUGCACUGCCCUCUCCUGCCCUUCCUUCUUCCAUUACCAUAAGUGACUGAAAUUGGAUAAUUAAGAUACAUAACCUGCCAUAAUCAUUAAUACGCUUUACACCCACCGUCUUAGAAUGUAUUU
This is a messenger RNA of Python bivittatus (Burmese python), 3959 nucleotides long. Lineage: Eukaryota; Metazoa; Chordata; Lepidosauria; Squamata; Pythonidae. The record is from RefSeq and is a predicted model, not a curated record.